ACUUGGUAACUACCCUGGGAUAUUUGUAGCGGACGCUUCAUUUUUAUACCAAUAGGUGGCAGUGUGAGACCAUGGUUUGGCCUGUUGUUAGCAGCCUGAAGCGCAUGCUCCGCGCUGUUUUCUCAAAAUGGCGGAGUAUUCAGGAAACGGCAAGCCACGUCUCCCUGUCUGAUCAUUUCUCUCCUGUUUACAGGACACAUAUAUAGCUGUCUACAGGUGCUGCCACCCGGUACCUGUAACAGUUUUCUGGGGGCUCGUCCGGGAUCAGUCCUGCCUUUGAGGCUGGGAGCUGAUCCAGUAAUACCGGUACUUUGGGCCAAGAGUGGCAAGAAAACACCAACAACUCCAGUCUGCUGGUUGUUACCUACACCUGCUGCUGCCUGAUGGAGAAUAGAUGCAACUGAUUGUGCAGGAAAUGCAUUGGCCAUGUGUCACAACUAGUGCAAUGGACAAGAAGUAAGGAAAAAAAGACAAAUAAGGACUGCUUGGUGCUGCUUGGUGCUGCUUGGUGCUCGGACCAUCGCCCAUCAAGGCAAAAACUGUACGAAAGCUGACAUUGUGUGACCCACUGCAAGGGAUAGGGAAGCAACCAUGGCGGAAGAUGAGAGGAGGAGCUUGGUGUGGGCCAUCAAGAAAGACCUUCUCACCCUCUCUGCUGAUGAACUGUUCCAGAUUGCCAAGUCUCUGGGUCCAGUGCCAGGAGUGGAUCAGUCUUGCCUUAAGUCAGGGGAUGAAGACAGCUGCUUCGAGUACAUCAGUGGUUUCAUGUGCAGUAAGGCUUUAUUAGAGUCAGAAGAUCAGGGCAUGUCACACUUAUUGUCACUGAAAGAUGUUGUUGAUGCUGUUACCCAGGGUCAUGUUUCUGAUUUGCAGAUACAGGCUGCCACUGGUAAUGAUUCAUGUGAUCUAUGUCCAAAUGCUCAGCCUCAUGAUGUCAGUGUUGAAGUGAGUCCAACUAAUGCAAUGUUUUUAGAAGAUGGUCAUAAUAGUGGUACAGAAGUAACUGACAGUGUGACCCAGAAUACCAGCUCUACUGCUGUUUCCCAACGUGAUAUAGAACUACAAAAAAUACUCUUCAGUUACGAAGAGCUCUCUAAGAAAAUUAAACAGUACAUGCCCACAUCAGGUUCUCAACUCACCUCUCAGACACCAUCACAGGCUCAUUGUAGAAGCACACCACACAAUGACAGCUUAGCUGAAACUCAAGCGCCCAUGAGACAUGACAAGGUGGUGUCCCUAAGAGACUUGUCUUACCUCCAUCGCAGGGAGUUUAAGAUUCACGGGGGCCAGAUUGGAGACCAGGGAUCAGACAUCAGUUAUAACAGCAUCUGCCGCCAGAUUGAAGAGGGUCUCAAAGAACAGUUUAAUGAUGCCGAAAUUGUGAGGGCUGUCAUGAGAGUUAUCAAACCUGGUAAUUUCAAAGACAUGCUAAUGAACAAGGAUGAACUGACAGUAGAGGAGCUUAAAGACUUCCUCCAUUCUCACCUUGGUGAGCAAAACAACACAGAACUCUUCCAGGAACUCAUGUGCACCAAACAAAGUGACAGUGAGACACCACAACAGUUUCUGUAUCGAGUCAUAGGUCUCAAACAAAAGAUCUUGCUCACCUCGAAGCAUACCAACUCAGAUGUAAAGUACUCAGCCAGUACAGUUCAGGAUGUAUUUCUUCAUACUGUGUAUCAUGGACUGGGCCACAAACAUAGUGACAUUCGUAGAGAGUUAAAACCACUCCUUGCAGAUGCCAAUGUCACAGAUGAGGCUAUCCUUAAGCAAAUGAAGAAAGUAAUGAGUGAUGAAAGUGAAAGACAGCGUCGUCUAGGAUCAGUCACCCGUCAGAGAAACACCAAUGUGCACAGCACACAAGUUGAGAUUAACGGUAUGCAGUGUCCUGUAUUGAAAGAGGAAAAUGCAGGAAAAAGACCUAAGGUGGAUAUGAUCCAGCAGCUGUCAGAGAAACUGGAAAAACUUGCAAGCAUUGUUGAACAAAUGACACAGUCACUACAAAUAACAGCUGAACAGAGCAGCCAGUACAAGAAAAUCAAAACCGAUCACCACAGAGAAAGAAAGUAUGGCUGUGAAAAGUGCAUAGAACAAGACCGCCCCGACUGUCCCCACUGUUUUCACUGUGGUGAGGAAGGCCACCGCGCAGUUGGCUGCAUGAAGAAAACAAUACGUCAGGGAAACGGGAGCCGGUCCCUAAAGAAAGAUGGCAGUUUACGCUUAUGCACAGACUAUCGCCUUCUGAACAAAAAGACUGUUCCCGAUCGACACCCACUGCCCAGGAUACAGGAUCUGAUUGAUACUCUGGGUGGGUACUCGUGGUUUAGCAUCUUAGACCAAGGAAAAGCUUACCACCAGGGUUUUGUAGCUGAGGGCUCUCGCCACCUCACUGCCUUCAUAACACCAUGGGGUCUUUAUGAAUGGGUUCGCAUCCCAUUUGGUCUCACAAAUGCCCCAGCUGCUUUUCAGCGGAGCAUGGAAGAGAUGCUUGGCUCUCUUAGAGAUGAAUGUUGCAUCCCAUACCUCGACGAUGUACUUUGCUAUGCAAAAACAUUUGACGACCAUGUUGAGACCCUCCGCAAGGUUCUCCAGGCACUCCAAGAACAUGGAGUAAAAUUGAGGCCGGAGAAAUGUGACCUCUUCAAACAAGAAGUCAGAUAUGUGGGUCAGCUUGUGUCCGCUGAAGGAGUCAAAAUAGACCCGGCAGACCUGGAGGCUGUCAAAACCCUGACAUCUAAGACACCUCAAACAGUUGGUGAUGUGAGGAAGCUGGCAGGCUUUCUAAGCUACUACCGCUCGUAUAUCCAGGAUUUUUCCCGGAUAGCUAAACCAAUAGCUAAUCUAUGA
Haplochromis burtoni (Burton's mouthbrooder) is the source of this 2847-nucleotide messenger RNA. RefSeq lists its product as uncharacterized. The transcript is spliced from 3 exons. Lineage: Eukaryota; Metazoa; Chordata; Actinopteri; Cichliformes; Cichlidae. The record is from RefSeq and is a predicted model, not a curated record. Gene Ontology annotation, molecular function: nucleic acid binding; zinc ion binding. Bases 592 to 2847 code for a protein of 751 amino acids.